Punica granatum (pomegranate) is the source of this 3196-nucleotide messenger RNA. NCBI's taxonomy places the organism in Eukaryota, Viridiplantae, Streptophyta, Magnoliopsida, Myrtales, Lythraceae. The record is from RefSeq and is a predicted model, not a curated record.
UUUUUCAGCCACAAACCGAGAGCAUAGCAUCGAGCUGAUAAACUCUCCCCUCUCUCUCUCUCUUCCUCCCUCCCCCCCCACUUCUGCUCCCUUUCUCUUUGUUGUCUUUCUGUGACACUUCCAUGGUACCUCACCUCUCCUUCCGCAGCUCUACCACCGCCCCUCCUCCCCUCUUCUUCAUCCGUUCCCCUCCCCUCUUCACCCACUUCAAGCCCCCGCCCCGGAGAGCCCAUUUCCCUAUCACCGGAAUCUCUAAUACCGACACCAACCCAUUCUCCCAACCCCCCAAUAGGAUCCCCCAGCAGCCUCAGCAGCAGCCCAGGACCCUCUUCCCUGGCGGCUACAAGCGCCCCGAGAUCAAAGUCCCCACUCUCAUCCUCCACCUCACCCCCGACGACGUCCUGAACAAUGGGGAAGGCGUGGAUUUGGUCGACGAGGCAGCGUCGGGCCGGGUCGGGAUCGUGGUGCUGAGUGGUGGGGAGGGGACGGGGAAGAGCCUGUACGAGGCUGCCUGUGUAGUGAAGUCUGUUGUCAGGGACAGGGCCUAUUUCUUGAUUGCUGAGAGGGUUGACAUCGCCUCCGCCGUCAAUGCUAGCGGGGUUUUGCUCUCCGACCAAGGGCUUCCAGCAAUUGUGGCCCGUAACAUGAUGGCGGGUUCAAAAUCAGAAGCAGUGUUUCUCCCUUUGGUGGGUCGGACUGUGCAAACUACAACCCCUGCAAUGAACAUCUCUACUUCAGAGGGGGUUGAUUUUCUUAUAUGCAGUAUCAGCGAAGAGAAGAAUGUGAAUAACCUUGUAAAAUCUGUGUUUGAGGAUGUAAAAAUACCAAUUUUUGUUUCACUUUCUUCAAUUGGGAAGUUGGAUUUGCUCAGUGAAGCAUCGAAAUUAAUGAGAUUCGGAGCCAGCGGAUUCGCUAUUUCAUUCAAGGACAUGGGUUUAUUUAGUGAUGGGAUUCUUAGUGGAUUAUUUAACAAUGCAAGCUCAUUGAGGAAUGAAGUAACCAGUGUGCCUGGCAGCUCCAAUGAGCUGAGAUUGUUAGAGAAAAAGAAAGAUCUUCAUGUGAAGAAAAUGGCGGCUGGCUUUGUUAGACUGGAGGAUCGAGAGAAAGAGCUAAUAGAAAUAGAGAGAUCAAUAUUGGGGGAAGCAAUCAAUGUGAUCCAGAAAGCUGCUCCGAUGAUGGAGGAGGUUUCACUUCUGAUUGAUGCCGUUUCUCAAAUUGAUGAGCCAUUUUUACUGGUUAUAGUGGGUGAAUUCAACUCCGGGAAAUCAACUUUUAUCAAUGCACUUCUGGGAGAGAGAUAUCUGAAAGAGGGGGUUGUUCCCACAACAAAUGAGAUCACAUUUCUAAGAUAUUCCGAGUUGGCUUCUGAUGAAGUGCAACGCUGUGAAAGGCACCCGGAUGGUCAGCUUAUAUGUUACCUUCCUGCGCCCAUUCUUAAAGAAAUGACUAUCGUCGAUACUCCUGGGACUAAUGUCAUUCUUCAAAGACAGCAACGGCUUACAGAGGAAUUUGUACCUCGUGCGGAUUUACUUUUAUUUGUUAUCUCUGCUGAUCGUCCUUUGACUGAAAGUGAGGUUGCUUUUCUUCGAUACACACAGCAGUGGAAGAAAAAGGUUGUCUUUGUGCUAAACAAGUCUGACAUAUACCAGAACGCUGAUGAGCUUGAGGAAGCAACGUCAUUUAUCAAAGAAAAUACCCGUAAAUUGCUAAAUGUGGAACAUGUGAAGCUGUAUCCAGUGUCUGCCCGAUCUGCUCUUGAAGCAAAACUUUCAGAUUGCUAUGCUGUUCCAGGCGAGUAUGAAGAACUAUCAGUUUCUGAUCUUCAAUGGAGGACCAGUAGCUUCUACGAACUUGAGCAGUUCUUAAACAGUUUCUUAGACGGGUCAACGAGUACUGGAAUGGAAAGGAUAAGACUUAAACUUGAAACACCAGUUGCAAUUGGUGAGCAACUAAUUUCCUCAUGUGGGUCCCUUCUGAGAAAAGAAUGCCAAGUUGCGCAGCUUGAUUUGGCCUCUCUGCUAGACAUAAUUGACGAUGUUAAAGAAUAUGCCAUUAAGAUGGAAGGCGAAAGUAUCUCAUGGAGAAGACAGAUUUUGUCGCUGAUUGCAACCACAAAAUCCCGUGUCAUGGAACUUAUAGGAUCUACUCUCCAGUUGUCAAACCUCGAUAUUGUUGCUACAUAUGUUUUCAAGGGGGAAAAAUCUGCACGAAUGCCUGCAACUUCUAAGGUCCAAAAUGACAUAAUCGGUCCUGCUCUUCUGGAUGCCCGUAGAUUACUUAUAGAUUAUGUGGUAUGGUUGCAAUCAAGCAACGCAAAGCAAGGAAAGCUAUAUAAGGAAUCUUUUGAGAGAAGAUGGCCCUCACUGGUCUAUCCAGCGAAUGAGGUGUCUUUGGAGAGGCUGGAGUUGCUGAGAAAAGAAAAUGAACUCAGCCUGAAGGUAGUCAAGAACUUUAGUGCUAGCGCUUCGUCCAAGCUUUUCGAGCAAGAAAUUAGGGAAGUGUUUGUGGCAUUAAAUUUAGUUCCUGGGGACUUUUGGUGGACUCGGAGCAGCGGGCCUAUCUGCCUCCCUCCUGACAUCGGUGUUGCCAACCACUCUCGAAGAUCUUCUAGCACUUGGGCUUUGCUCUGCUGGAGGUCUAUUGGCGAUAUCAAAUUUUCCUGGCAAACGGCAAGCAGUGAUCAAUAAGGUGAACAAGGCUGUGGACACAUUUGCCUGCGAAGUCGAAGAGGCCAUGCAAAAGGAUCUCUCAGAAACGAUUGGAAAUAUGGAGAACUUUGUAAACAUCAUCAGCAGGCCUUACCAAGAGGCAGCUCAGCAAAGACUCGACAAAGUACUCGAAAUCCAAAAGGAACUUUCCAGUGUCGAGGAUCGACUUCGGACCCUGCAAAUAGAAAUUCAAAAUCUGCAUGUUUCUUGACAAUUAUAUCAGGUUGAGGUUUGCCUGCUUCAUUGAGGAUAACCCUCCUGGAAGUGUAGUUCAAGCGGUUUUGUAUGCUUUUAGUUUUACAGGGUAGAGAAUUCAUCAACUGUAACACAACAGUGUACGAGGGAAUUCCCGCAUUGUUUCCUUAUUUAAAACAGAUAUAUCCACGUAGAGCUUGCAAUCUUCUGAUGUACUCAUGAAACAUAAAUUUCAGACCGGAUAAGAACAGCAUAAUGCGGUAAUGAAUGUAGAUUAAUGGAUUUCGCUUUUA